Nanorana parkeri is the source of this 3517-nucleotide messenger RNA. RefSeq names its product protein phosphatase 4 regulatory subunit 1 (gene PPP4R1). The transcript is spliced from 20 exons. NCBI's taxonomy places the organism in Eukaryota, Metazoa, Chordata, Amphibia, Anura, Dicroglossidae. Bases 220 to 3072 code for a protein of 950 amino acids. The record is from RefSeq and is a predicted model, not a curated record. Gene Ontology annotation, molecular function: protein binding; protein phosphatase regulator activity. Gene Ontology annotation, biological process: protein dephosphorylation.
GGUCACAUGACCGUGAUGUCAUCUCCUCCUUCAAACCACACCGACCGUGCAUCUUCCGUGAUCCGGGGCUGCCACUUGUGAAUUAGAAGGAAGCACGGAGGCGCAUUGGGGACGCACACGAUCCCCCGGUGACCCCCACCUCACACACACCCCCCCGGCAGCUGGGCGGAGACUGUGCGGGCUGCAGACUCCAUGUAGCGGCGCGGCCUGCGGCACAAGAUGGCGGAUUUGUCGCUGCUCCAGGAUGAUGUGCAGGAAGAGAUAGAUGGAUUUGGUGUGGAUGACUACAGCUCAGAGUCUGAUGUGAUUAUUAUACCUUCAGCCCUGGACUUUGUCUCACAAGAUGAAAUGUUGACCCCACUUGGAAGGCUGGACAAGUACGCUGCAAGUGAAAACAUAUUUAACAGACAAAUGGUGGCCCGAAGUUUGCUAGACACCUUAAAAGAAGUUAGUGAUGACGAGAAGGACUGUAUUUCUGUGUUAGAGAGGGUUACAAAGCUGUCAGAUGAUUCUGAGCCCACAGUACGUGCCGAACUCAUGGAACAAGUGCCUCACCUUGCAAUGUUCUGUCAAGAGAACAGGCCUACCAUUCCCCAUGCUUUCUCCAAAUACCUUCUACCCAUUGUAGUGCGAUAUCUCGCUGACCAAAAUAACCAGGUCCGAAAGACCAGCCAGGCAGCAUUGCUAGUGCUACUUGAGCAGGAGCUUAUAGAGAGAUCGGAUGUAGAGACUAAAGUAUGUCCAGUGCUCAUAGAUCUAACUGCUCCAGACAGCAAUGAUGAUGUCAAGACCGAAGCUGUGGCGAUAAUGUGUAAAAUGGCGUCAAUGGUGGGUAAGGAUAUAACAGAAAGGUUAAUCCUUCCAAGGUUUUGUGAGAUGUGUUGUGACUGCAGGAUGUUCCAUGUCCGCAAGGUAUGUGCAGCCAAUUUUGGUGAUAUAUGCAGCGUAGUUGGACAGGAAGCAACAGAGAAGAUGCUGCUGCCUCGAUUUUUCCAGCUUUGUUCUGACAAUGUAUGGGGUGUGCGGAAGGCUUGUGCUGAGUGCUUCAUGGCAGUGUCCUGUGCGACUUCGCAAGAACUCCGGCGGACCAAGCUUUCUUCUCUCUUUAUUAACUUAAUCAGUGACCCAUCUAGAUGGGUACGCCAAGCUGCCUUUCAAUCCCUUGGGCCUUUUAUAGCAACGUUUGCAAACCCAUCCAGCUCUGGUCAGUAUUUCAAGGAAGAAGAAUGUAACAACAGCAAGGAUGGAAAACAAAGUGAAGCUGCUGAGAGUAGCUCGACAGCUGAACCCUUACCGGAAGACGCCGAUAAUGUGGCUAAAGGAGAUGCAGAUACUCUAUCAGAAGAGUCUUCAGUAGAAUGCAGCAUUGUUUCUUUUACUGUGAAGUUAGACACAGACUUGGUUGAUACAGCAGAUGAACAGUGUGGGGUCAGCAAUUAUUCUAGUAACUUUAUUUCACAUUGCACUUUGGAGACUUCAGAUGACUCGGUGAAGCCUGAGCAGAGUUCUCCUGACAUGGAGGUAUCCAAGGAUCUGGAAGUAGACUCUAAAGCGGGCACUGCUACUGAGCUGUUCAAUUCCUUUCAUUAUUGGAGGACUCCCAUCCAAGAGAUUGAUAUUGAUCUGGAAUUACAUCAGACAGAAGCAGAGAAGAACAGCCCUGAAAGGCCACUUGCCCAAAAGGUUUCAUCCCCUGUAUCUCCUAACAUAGCCAUGGCUACCAGAAAAGAGCUUGAAGAGAUGAUUGAAAACUUGGAGCCUCAUACAGAUGAUCCAGAUGUAAAAGCACAAGUCGAUGUCCUCACUGCUGCCCUUAAAGCAUCAAGCCUAGAAACUCAGGAAGAUACCAAAUCCUCACACUUGAAUCGGGAGGCUGGCUGUCGUAAUAAUCUGUUUGAGACUGGGAGAAUAUACUGCAGGAUCUCCCGGGAUGACUCCAUUCCUUUAAUUAGUGAUUCUGUGGAGUGUAUGCAAUCAACUCUGCGCUAUAUACACAGCGAUUCAGAUUUGAGCAGUAGUAGCAGUUAUAGCCCCGAAGAGGAGAAAAAAUCCAAAGUUCAGGAUGUUGUACCUCAGGCCUUAUUGGAUCAGUAUUUAUCCAUGACUGAUCCAUCCCGCGCUCAGACUGUUGACACAGAGAUUGCCAAACACUGCGCCUAUAGCAUUCCAGGAGUGGCUCUUACACUGGGCAGACAGAACUGGCAUUGCCUCAGGGACACCUAUGAGACACUUGCUGCAGACAUGCAGUGGAAAGUGCGAAGGACAUUGGCAUUUUCAAUUCAUGAACUGGCGUCAAUACUUGGCGAUUCCCUCACAGCUGCCGACUUGCUGCCAAUCUUCAAUGGAUUUCUAAAAGAUCUUGAUGAAGUCAGGAUAGGUGUCCUAAAGCAUUUAUAUGACUUCUUGAAGCUUCUCCAGCCCGACAAAAGAAGGGAAUACCUCUAUCAGCUUCAAGAAUUCUUGGUUACAGAUAACUGCCGCAACUGGCGAUUCAGAGCAGAGCUAGCAGAACAGGUGAUUCUCCUACUUGAACUUUAUAGUGCCAGGGAUAUUUAUGACUACUUGCUGCCAAUUGCUUUGAACCUCUGUGGGGACAAAGUAUCGUCGGUACGCUGGAUCUCCUUUAAACUGGUCAGUGAAAUGGUGAAGAAGUUGUACUUGGAUCCUAAUACAGAGUUGGCUUUGGAUGUCAUGAAUAAACUUGUAGAGCAGUUUUGCCAGAGCUCAAAAUGGUCGGGAAGGCAGACAUUUGUGUUCAUUUGCCAGGCUCUCAUUGAAGAUGACUGCCUUCCUAUGGAUCAAUUUGCUAUGCAUUUAAUGCCUCAUCUUCUGCAGCUUGCCUCUGACAGAGUACCAAAUGUCAGAGUUCUCCUUGCAAAGACGUUAAAGCAAACACUGUUAGAGAAAGAAUACUUUUUGACUGCUGCAAAUUCACAUCAGGAAGCUGUGGAGCAGACAAUUGUAGCUUUACAGAUGGAUUACGAUAAUGAUGUCAAGUAUUUUGCCAGCAUACACCCUGCUAACACCAAACUUGCUGAUGAUGCCGUGAGCACCGCAUCUUCCACCUACUAACAAAGGCCUCCUAGAACACUAACCCCAGACAGUGUUGUCUGCGGCCUUUUCUACAUACAGUAGGGAGGAGGAACCACAAACUCUCAGAGGAUUGCCACCAAAGCCUUAAAAUCUUCUGUCUUCCUGAGAUGUCAAGAAACUUGGACUCUGACGAGUAACUUCUGUCUACUAGAGGGGAAGAUUGUAGUCUACAUUGCCAUGAUCUAUCCCAGAUGUUCACUCCCUACAUCUUUCACUGCAGGAGCAUAUGGAGGACUGCUGUGCCAUAACACAUUUUCUUAUGCCGGUGCCCAUAUUCUGAAUGGGUAGUAAAGUGGCUCGUCUUAUGCAGUAGCACUGUUUUAUUACCCGCGCCCUACAGUGAAUUGUCUCCAUAACACUUCCUUAUCGUUGUAGAGAAUUUCCAGUAUUAAUUGCAAAAGGAAUUUUUAUUAAAAAACGUAUU